Messenger RNA from Drosophila subpulchrella, 2570 nucleotides. RefSeq names its product cardioacceleratory peptide receptor (gene CCAP-R). Lineage: Eukaryota; Metazoa; Arthropoda; Insecta; Diptera; Drosophilidae. Gene Ontology annotation, biological process: G protein-coupled receptor signaling pathway. Gene Ontology annotation, cellular component: membrane. The coding region runs from base 274 to 1743 and encodes 489 amino acids. Gene Ontology annotation, molecular function: vasopressin receptor activity. The transcript has 7 exons. The record is from RefSeq and is a predicted model, not a curated record.
UCAAGCCAUCGCGUGUGCAUCUUCGUGUUAAACUUGUAAGACAAGAUAACCUGACCAAGCGAACAGCCCAGUGAAAUCGCUGGCCAAUUGACAGCGGCGCUUGUUCAACACAUUUUUCAACACCAAACUCAAUUCCCAUUUGAAUUUGAAUUUGAAAUCGAAUCCAAAGUGUAAUUUCAAUUUCCAUCUCGAGUGGACAAUAUUCAAUUGGAAUUGCAAUUGCAAUUCAUGCCACGGCAAGUGAAUUGAGCGAUGCCAGACUGAGGCGCAAUCAUGCUACACUUAAGGCUAUUCGAUAGCUCGUUCUACUACGGGCUGGAGUCCUCAGGGGUGGGGUCCACCUCCUCCUCCUCCUCCGGUUAUGUGUCCCCCUUCUCCGCCACCACGGAAAGGGCGUUCAAUGGCAGCCAGGAGGGGGCUGGGGGCGUGGCCAUGCCCGACACGGCGGCAGUUAAUCUGACAUAUAUCACACCUGCGAUAUCACACGUGAUUCUGGCGCCAACAGCGAUACCCACAAUGGGCCAGGUCCAGACGACAGUGGCGCCAUGUCACGACUUCGACUUGGAAACGGGCGGCAACUCCACAUGCGGCGACCCCGGCGAAGUAGACAAUUUAAAUUCGUUCUACUUUUAUGAGACGCAACAGUUUAUUAUGCUGUGGAUCCUGUUCUUCACCAUCGUCCUGGGCAAUUCAGCAGUGCUCUUUGUGAUGUUCAUCAACAAGAAUCGCAAGUCCCGGAUGAACUUCUUCAUCAAACAGCUGGCUUUGGCAGAUCUGAGUGUGGGACUGCUCAACGUGCUGACCGACAUCGUUUGGCGGUCCACGGUGGCCUGGAGGGCGGGCAACCUGGCCUGCAAGGUCAUCCGCUUCUCGCAGGCCGUCGUCACAUACUCGUCCACCUACGUCCUGGUGGCCAUGAGCAUCGACAGAUACGACGCCAUCAGGCACCCCAUGAACUUCUCAAAGUCGUGGAAACGAGGACGUCAACUGGUGGGUGGGGCGUGGCUAUUAGCGGCGUUUUUCUCCAUUCCCAUGCUGUUUUUAUACGAGGAGAAGCUCAUCCAGGGAUCUCCGCAAUGCUGGAUAGAUUUGGGUUCCCCGGAAGCCUGGCGAUGGUAUAUGUGUCUGGUUUCUGUAUGUCUAUUUGUGGGUCCCGCGCUGAUUAUCUCCGCCUGCUAUGCCAUCAUUGUUAAGACGAUUUGGGCCAAUGGCUCUAUAUUUUUGCCCACAGAACGGGGAGCCACACCUGCAAGGCGGGCCAGUUCGAGGGGCAUCAUUCCGCGUGCGAAGGUCAAAACAGUCAAGAUGACACUGACCAUCGUAUUUGUUUUCAUCAUCUGCUGGUCGCCGUACAUCAUCUUUGAUCUGCUGCAGGUCUUUGAUCAGAUUCCACACUCCCAGGCCAACAUCGCCCUAGCCUCCUUCGUCCAAAGUCUGGCCCCAUUGAACUCGGCGGCCAAUCCCCUGAUCUAUUGCCUCUUCUCAUCGCAGGUCUUUCGGACUCUAAGUCGCUUUCCGCCCUUCAAGUGGUUCACCUGCUGCUGCAAAUCGUACCGCAACAACUCGAGGCAAAAUCGCUGCAACACGGUGGGCCGUCGUCUGCAAAACAGUUGUGAUUCCAUGAGGACACUGACCACCUCGUUGACCACUUCCCGGAGGUCGGCCAACAGGACCAAUGCCCAUGUGGUCAUCAACGAAAGGCCCACCAUGGUGGUAACCGUUCCAGCCAUGUCGGAGGUAUGAUAGCUGGCCCACACCACCCGCAAAAGAUCCCUGUUUUCGAUCCAUGGUCCCACUUCCUUCAGCGAUGCAGAGUUCCUUUAAAUUGAGGAAAGACGAAGGGGACACCCUGUGAAAUGCUUCAGAGGCUUAGACAAUAAGUUCGAUAGUUGUACCAGGCAUAGAGAAAGCCAAAUGUAAGUCCCUAGUCGUAAGUGUGCCAAGUCUACGCUACGAAUUUCAAACCUUGUAUUUAUAUUUGCCCAAUAGCAAUCUGUAGUUAAGAUAUGCAUGACAUUUGUAUGACUUUUAAUUAUCACUAAGAAUCUAAUAAAUAUCUUUAAAGAUGGCGAUGUAAUCUCCAAAAACGAAUUCCUAGUAUACAUACUACAUAUGUUAUGUCACAGAUUUCCAAAAAAAGCGUUAAAAGUUGUCAAGAAAACAUUUUUACACAGUUUUGACCUAUCAACCUAAUUUCUUAAAGUCAAAAUAAAAUAUUCUUCUAAAAAGAUUGUGACACUUGAUAAGAUUAUUGACGAUUUUCCAAUUGUUGAUUCAAAAUUUGAACGAAUGACUAGGUUUCAAUCCAUUUGUAAGCUAAUUUUAAAAGCUCUCCUAGUUUUAUUCUUCUUCACAGACUGAUUUUAUUUGCGUGCCAUUCGCGGAUAUUUAGCGGAAAUUUAAACUGCAUUUUUUUCCAGUCUUAACUAGCUGUUAGGGCCAUUUGAAUUCCGGCUCAUCCGUGUAUAUAGCCACUCGUAAUGGUGUAUAAACAUGCCCAAGUAUCUUAAACCAAAACCCAUUAGGCAUAAGUAGACCAUAAGAGUUAAUAGAGCAUAAUGUUGUAGUCA